Molecule: messenger RNA, 1296 nt
Organism: Cuscuta campestris
Lineage: Eukaryota; Viridiplantae; Streptophyta; Magnoliopsida; Solanales; Convolvulaceae
Source: the annotation of a GenBank genome assembly
AGUGGUAGCUCCACAUUCCACAUUUGGGCUCACCCAAGCUCUGCAACUAUUGCUACUACUGCGAGUCUUCUUCUUCCUUCGCCAUCUUUGCCGUUCUUCAUUGUACAUACAAACCUCAGCCUCUGACUAUCGGUUAUAAUUUCGAUCACUUCCCACAUGGAUCAGUAUGAAAAGGUUGAAAAGAUUGGCGAAGGGACAUAUGGUGUAGUAUAUAAGGCUCGUGAUCGUGUGACAAAUGAAACUAUUGCACUGAAGAAGAUCCGGCUGGAACAGGAAGACGAGGGAGUUCCUAGUACAGCUAUCAGAGAAAUAUCCCUUUUAAAAGAGAUGCAACAUGGAAACAUUGUCAGGUUGCAAGAUGUGGUCCACAGUGAGAAACGGUUAUACCUGGUGUUUGAAUACCUUGAUUUGGAUUUGAAGAAACACAUGGAUUCCUGCCCAGAAUUCUCCAAGAAUCCACGUAUGAUAAAAAUGUUUUUGUAUCAAAUACUCCGUGGAAUUGCUUAUUGUCAUUCUCAUAGAGUCCUUCACAGAGAUCUGAAGCCCCAAAACUUGUUGAUAGAUCAGCGUACAAAUUCUUUGAAGCUCGCUGACUUUGGUUUGGCCAGAGCCUUUGGCAUUCCUGUCAGGACUUUCACUCAUGAAGUGGUAACAUUAUGGUACAGGGCACCAGAGAUAUUACUUGGUUCUCAGCAUUAUUCUACUCCUGUUGAUGUAUGGUCGGUUGGUUGCAUUUUUGCUGAGAUGGUGAACCAAAAACCACUUUUCCCAGGGGACUCAGAGAUUGAUGAACUCUUCAAGAUUUUCAGAGUGAUGGGCACUCCUUAUGAGGACACAUGGCCUGGAGUUGCAUCUUUGCCUGACUACAAAAGUUCAUUCCCCAAAUGGCCCCCAAAGGAUCUAGCGACUAUCGUCCCAAAUCUUGAUGCAUGUGGCAUCGAUCUCCUCCGUAAAAUGCUCAACCUGGACCCCAGCAAAAGAAUCACAGCAAGGAAUGCCCUUGAACACGGCUACUUCAAGGACAUCGGUUUUGUCCCUUGAAAAAAGAAAAAACCCCUCUACACGUUCCCGUGUAAAGCGGAAUUGGCAAUGUACGUUAGUUUGUUCCUUUGUUUUGUGCGAGUGGCUCGAGGAUUGCAUUGCGUUGGGAGUUUGUUGUGUAAGAGUGUUACGGUCUUCGCUCAAAGAUUUCGAAAUGUGGUUUAUCAUCUUGAAUAUAAUUAAGAUUGAUUAUUUAUUGCCAGAUUCUUGUUCUCUACUCUGUUCAAUUUUAUGUCCUGAGAGAAGAAGAUAUUG